This is a messenger RNA of Spea bombifrons (plains spadefoot toad), 3525 nucleotides long. It is a transcript of the gene MEIS1, whose product is annotated as Meis homeobox 1. The coding region runs from base 716 to 2194 and encodes 492 amino acids. The transcript is spliced from 12 exons. NCBI's taxonomy places the organism in Eukaryota, Metazoa, Chordata, Amphibia, Anura, Pelobatidae. Gene Ontology annotation, molecular function: DNA-binding transcription activator activity, RNA polymerase II-specific; RNA polymerase II cis-regulatory region sequence-specific DNA binding. The record is from RefSeq and is a predicted model, not a curated record. Gene Ontology annotation, biological process: hemopoiesis; angiogenesis; positive regulation of transcription by RNA polymerase II.
ACUACUUCCGGGUUCCAGCAUUCUGGUCCAAACCCAGCUCUCCGCCUGUGCACACACACACUUUACACGCGCAGCGAGGCUGGGAGCGAGCAGCAUCGAUCGAGGCUUCUUUAAGACGAAACUCAGACAUUUUCUCUCUCCAUCUCCAUUGCAGAACUCGUGUGUAACACACAGAGAGAGAGAGGCAGUGGGGAGGAAAAAAAGAGAGAGGGCUGCACGAUCGGGACUAACUGAGAGAAGAGAGAGAGAGCCUGAUCGUUCUACAUUUUGCAUCUGGACACUAUUUUAAGGGCUUUUGACCGGUGCAAAGCGCACAGUGGAUCAUCAUUCAUUCACCACCUUGACAAGCUCGCCUAUGAUUGACAGCUGAAGUGGCAGAAAGCCAUGAGACUUUGGUAGCUUUGGUUCCAGGGGCACUUUUCAACUGAUUUUGGGGGAAAAAAAGUGGAAAAAAUUGCUUUUCUCCCUCUUUUGGAAAGUGAGAGUUUCAUGCCGAAUUAUUGUUUUCUUUCUCUCAGCAAGCAGAAGAAGAUUUGGUUUAAAUUCCCACGGCGCUGGAAACCUUAAGGGAGUUUUUUUUUUGUUUUUUUUUACAAUUUUUAAUUUUUUUUAUUUAUUAAAUUUUUUUUUGUGGAGUUGCGUGAUUCAUUCUGUUCCACACUGGCCUUAAAUAGGAUAUAUCUGAAAGUGAAGUAGCAAGGAGUAAGGAAGGCCGAUGGCUCAAAGGUACGACGAUUUGCCCCAUUACGGUGGGAUGGAUGGAGUAGGAAUUCCCAGUACAAUGUAUGGGGAUCCCCAUGCUGCCCGAUCCAUGCAGCCAGUUCACCAUCUGAAUCACGGUCCUCCGCUGCACUCCCACCAAUACCCGCACACGGCCCACACCAACGCCAUGCCACCCAGCAUGGGCACCUCUGUCAAUGACGCUUUAAAGAGAGAUAAAGAUGCCAUUUAUGGACACCCCCUGUUCCCUCUGUUAGCACUGAUUUUUGAGAAAUGUGAAUUAGCUACUUGUACUCCCCGGGAGCCGGGUGUAGCUGGCGGGGAUGUGUGUUCUUCGGAGUCUUUCAAUGAAGACAUAGCUGUAUUCGCCAAACAGAUUCGUGCAGAAAAGCCCUUGUUUUCUUCCAAUCCGGAAUUGGAUAAUUUGAUGAUCCAAGCCAUACAAGUAUUAAGGUUUCAUUUGCUGGAGUUGGAAAAGGUACACGAAUUAUGUGACAAUUUUUGUCAUCGGUACAUCAGCUGUUUGAAAGGGAAAAUGCCAAUCGAUCUGGUGAUAGAGGACAGAGAAGGUGGAUCCAAAUCAGACAGUGAAGAUAUGACCAGACCAGCAAACCUAUCAGAUCAGCCUUCCUGGAGCAGAGACCAUGAUGAUACAGCAUCGACACGUUCAGGGGGUACGCCUGGGCCUUCAAGUGGGGGACAUACGUCGCAUAGUGGGGAUAACAGCAGUGAACAAGGUGAUGGUUUGGAUAACAGUGUAGCCUCACCCAGCACAGGAGAUGAUGAUGACCCAGACAAGGACAAAAAACGUCAUAAAAAGCGGGGUAUCUUUCCUAAAGUAGCCACGAACAUCAUGAGAGCCUGGCUAUUUCAACAUUUAACACACCCCUACCCUUCAGAAGAACAGAAAAAACAGUUGGCACAAGACACAGGUCUCACCAUACUUCAAGUGAACAAUUGGUUUAUAAACGCCAGAAGAAGAAUAGUCCAGCCGAUGAUAGACCAAUCUAAUCGAGCAGGCAAGUCCCCAAUAGUAACUGUAUUCAAGUCUCGCAGGCGAAAACCAUCCUCAAGCCAUUCACCGGGAGGUCCAUUACCUGUAAGUCAAGGCACUCCGUACAAUCCCGACGGGCAGCCAAUGGGUGGUUUUGUAAUGGACGGCCAGCAACACAUGGGAAUCAGAGCACCAGUACUGCACGGUAUGCCAGGGAAUUACAUAUCUCCGAGUGGUCCAAUGGGUAUGAGUAUGGGUCAGCCAAGUUAUUCUCCAUCCCAGAUGCCCCUACAUCAUGCUCCACUGCGCCAUGGGCCUUCUGUGCAUACCUACAUUCCUGGACACCAUCACCACCCAGCAAUGAUGAUGCAUGGGGGACCAGCUCACCCUGGAAUGCCAAUGUCAGCAUCCAGCCCUUCGGUGCUCAAUACAGGAGAUCCAACAAUGAGUGGACAUGCGAUGGACAUUCAUGCUCAAUAACUUAAAGGAAUAUUUGUUGUCUACAAUGACACAGUUUUUCAAAUGCUGUCUUCUGCUCAGACUGUGACAUUCUUUGCAUCUAUGUAGGACCAAAACAGACCCCAGGUUCUUCAUAGGGACCCUACCCCAACCCCCUGAAAAAGAAAAGCAGAAAACAGCCACUGAAAUCAAGUUUUGGGAGACAAUAAAUAUGUUAUAUAAGACAUUAAGAGAACAAAGAGUGAAAUAUUGUAAAUGAUAUUAUACUGUUAACCAUAUUAUGUUGUUUCUUAUAGAUUUUUUUAAAAAAAUGUGAAAAUUUUUCCACACUAUGUGUGUUGUUUCCAUAGCUCUUCACUUCCUCCAGAAGCCUCCUUACUUAAAAAAGAAAAUAAGAAAAAAAGCCUUACGGUUACUCUGCAAACCACAAAAAAAAAAAAUAAAUCAUUUUUUGCAGGUUAUUUUAGAACAUUACACUAAGUGUGUCAGGCAGAAGAUUUUUUUCUUCGAUCCAUGGAUUUCAGCCAUGCACAUUUCUAUCCGUCAUUCUUUUUCUUUCUCUUAUUUCUCUCUGUCUCCCUGUCUCGCUCUCUGUUUCUCUCCCUCUCUAGCCCGGGGCUUGAAUUUGCAUGUCUAAUUCAUUUACUCACCAUAUUUGAAUUGGCCCGAACAGAUGUAAAUCGGAAAGGAUGGGAAAAUCUUCAGUCAUCAACAAUGAUUAAUCAGCUGUUGCAAGCAGUGUCUUAAGGAAACUGGUAGGAGGAGGCAUGGAAACCAAAUGGCCUUGUGUUUGGAGCCUAAUUGUCACAUCAAAGCAUCAGUCCCCACGCAGCAAAAAAAUAAAAUAAGAAAAACAAUAUAUACAUCACUUCCUAUUUUACGCAGCUCAAAACAAGAACGGAAGAAGAUUUAUUUUUAAUAUGAUGACUUUAUUUCUCAGCAAGGCAUCAGUUGUGCGUGCAUUUUUUUUUCCAUAGUCCCAUCAUGGAACAUUUAUGUAUACAUUGUAAAUAAAUUUUGUGCAAAAGGACUGGAAGAUAACUGUAUUGUUGCAAUUAUUUUGUAUGAGUAGCAGUUUGGUAUGAGUUGGCAUGCAUACAGAUUUACUAAGUGGGAUAAGCUAAUUAUACUUUUUUUUUUUGUUGUGCUAAAACAAAUGCUUGUUGAUAACUUUUUUUUUUUUCAAGAAACAAGGCAGCCGGUAGUUAUUAAUUAUAAUCCUUGCACAUCGAGUCUUAGAAUUUCUGAUUGAAACAAUUUGGAUUGUAUAUGAACUCGAAGUACCGAUGUACUACUUUGAGUGCAGUAAAUGAAAUCUGAUCCUAAAAUAAAAACAAAUUAUUAUUUUUUCA